Diospyros lotus (date-plum) is the source of this 1716-nucleotide messenger RNA. Its product is annotated as protein TRIGALACTOSYLDIACYLGLYCEROL 2, chloroplastic. The record is from RefSeq and is a predicted model, not a curated record. Gene Ontology annotation, molecular function: lipid carrier activity; phospholipid binding. The coding region runs from base 231 to 1385 and encodes 384 amino acids. The transcript is spliced from 6 exons. Gene Ontology annotation, cellular component: chloroplast inner membrane. Lineage: Eukaryota; Viridiplantae; Streptophyta; Magnoliopsida; Ericales; Ebenaceae.
AAGAAAAUGGGUAAGGAAAUGGUAAAGUUCGGUGGUGGAUAGAAACUGGUUCGCAGACGAGAUGAAGCAACAGAGCUAGGGUUCGAAGCUCAACUUUGCAAGCAGAAACCUCGACCCUCUCAUCCUAUCAUGCUUGGCCGCUCCUUUUUCAUUUGAGGUGGGGGUCAAGAACAUGUGAAUUUUAAACAGGCACAACCAUUUUCUGGGAGCUUGAACUUGGAAUUCUAGAGAUGAUUGGAAAUUCACUGGUUCAGAUUUCUACUUGCCCCACUGUUUUAUCUUCAUCUUUGAUUACUAGGAAACCUAGUUCUACAAAUUUCUUGCCUUGUCUGCCCCCGAAAUCACAAAAGAAACUUUUUAGCGUAAGAGCUACCCCAUCUGCUGAUACAGAUUAUACCCAAUCGCCCUCUUCUUCUCCAGAAGAAAGGAACCCCUUUGCGGUUAUUCUGGAUGUUCCUAGAACCAUUUGGAGGCAGGCAUUUCGUCCCCUGAGUGAUUUUGGCUUCGGUAGGAGAAGCAUUUGGGAAGGUGGUGUUGGAUUGUUUCUUGUGUCAGGCACUGUCCUCCUUGCCCUCAGUUUAGCUUGGCUGAGGGGAUUUCAACUGCGGUCCAAGUUCAGGAAGUAUUUGGUAGUGUUCGACUUUGCUCAGGCUUGUGGGAUUUGUACUGGAACUCCUGUCAGGAUUAGAGGGGUCACUGUUGGUAAUGUCAUUCGUGUUAAUCCAUCCUUGAAGAGUAUUGAAGCAGUAGUUAAGGUUGAAGAUGAUAAGAUUAUCAUACCACGUAAUUCACUGAUUGAGGUGAACCAGUCUGGUCUUCUCAUGGAAACUCUAAUUGAUAUUACACCUCGAGAUCCCAUCCCUAUGCCUUCUGCAGGGCCACUUGACCCAGAUUGUGUUAAAGAAGGUUUGAUUGUAUGCGAUAGGCAAAUCAUAAAAGGAUAUCAGGGGGUAAGUUUGGAUGCAUUGGUUGGUAUAUUCACCCGUCUUGGACGUGAAGUUGAAGAGAUUGGUGUUGCCAACACAUAUUCACUGGCUGAGCGAGUUUCAUAUGCUAUUGAAGAGGCAAGGCCACUGCUUAUAAAGAUUAAAGCCAUGGCUGAAGAUGUUCAACCUUUACUAUCUGAGGUUCGUGAUAGUGGCUUACUGAGGGAAAUUGAAAAUUUAACAAAAAGCCUGACAGAAGCCUCUGAGGAAUUGAGAAGGGUGCAUUCAUCCAUUAUGACACCAGAAAACACUGAACUGAUUCGGAAGUCCGUCUAUACCCUUAUUUUCACUUUGAAGAAUAUUGAGAGCAUAAGCUCUGAUAUUCUAGGAUUUACGGGCGAUGAAGCCACCAGACGGAAUUUAAAGUUGCUUAUUAAGUCUCUCAGCAGGUUAUUGUGAAGACAGUGAGAAGUGGGGGAUAUAAAGUAAAUUUUCACACUGGAUAGGCUUGUAUGGUUCCUGGAUGGGCUUUAUCGGGUGUGUUAGGCCACCUGUCCUGUUGCAUCCUCUUCAUGUUUCUUAUAAAUGAAGUUUGUGUGUGUGUGUCCUUUGUUACAGAAACUGUGUUUUUUAGGCUCAAAUUUGCAGUCUUUGACUGUUUAGCCCUUGAGAGCCUCUAGUCGUUAUACGCUUUGAUUCUGUAGGGUCUUCUUUGUAAGCCUACUCAAGACAGCCGUCCUUGUCGUAAUUUUUACUUUAGUUAUUGAUAUGAAUUGUGAAGUUUAGUUGA